GGAGCCAGCGGAAGGGAAGAAGGGAACGGCAGUGCUACCGUCGUACUCGGAGACGGACUGUUUCUACCCGGAACCUAGUUGCCUCUAGUUGCGUUACCGGGCGGGAACGGUGACGCGGCAGUAUUGGCGGUGCACGAGCUGGAAGGCAGGAGGCGAUCUGCUGCUGGAGCCGGGGCAGGACGCGGGUCGGGAGCGGCUGCGAGGACAUGGCGGAGACUAUUAUAAUUCGUGUCCAGUCACCAGAGGGAGUGAAACGUAUCACAGCAACAAAACGGGAAACUGCUGCAACGUUUCUGAAAAAGGUUGCAAAAGAAUUUGGCUUCAGAAAUAAUGGAUUUUCUGUGUACAUCAAUAGAAACAGGACUGGUGAGAUCACAUCAUCUCCCAAUAAGUCCCUCAACUUACUAAAAAUCAAACAUGGAGAUAUGCUCUUUCUCUUUCCCUCAAGUCCAGCUGGCUCUUCCUCUGAGAAUAUGGAUACGUCAGUGUCUCAAGCAAUGCGCCAUCUAGGCGUUCCCCAGGUGGUAGAAGAUGACAUUGACCAGUACCUAAUAAAACAAGAUGGGAAAAUUUACAGGAACAAAGACCAGCAACUAUGUCGGCAUGGCCCGUUGGGUAAAUGUGUUCACUGUGUACCAUUAGAGCCUUUUGAUGAGGAUUAUUUAAACCAUCUGGAACCUCCUGUGAAGCAUAUGUCAUUUCAUGCCUACAUCAGGAAACUGACCGGAGGCGCAGACAAGGGGAAGUUUGUUGCCCUUGAAAACAUUAGCUGCAAGAUCAAAUCUGGGUGUGAGGGACAUCCCCCAUGGCCAGAAGGCAUUUGUACAAAGUGCCAGCCAAGUGCCAUCACACUCAACAGGCAGAAAUACAGGCAUGUGGAUAACAUCAUGUUUGAGAACCAUACAAUUGCAGAUCGCUUCUUGGACUUCUGGAGAAAAACAGGAAACCAGCAUUUUGGAUACUUAUACGGGAGGUAUACAGAGCACAAGGACAUCCCUCUGGGUAUCCGAGCUGAGGUUGCUGCCAUCUAUGAACCUCCACAGAUUGGUACACAAAACAGUCUGGAACUUCUGGAAGACUCAAAGGCAGAGAUUGUGGAUGAGAUUGCUACCAAGCUUGGCCUGAGGAAGGUUGGCUGGAUAUUCACAGAUCUAGUCUCAGAGGAUACACGGAAGGGAACUGUCCGAUAUAGUCGCAACAAGGACGCUUAUUUCUUAAGUGCAGAAGAGUGCAUCACAGCUGGGCAUUUUCAGAAUCAGCAGCCAAACAUAUGCCGCCUGUCUCCAGAUGGUCAGUUUGGAUCCAAAUUUGUCACAGUUGUGGCUACAGGUGGUCCUGACAACCAAGUCCACUUUGAAGGCUACCAGGUAUCCAACCAAUGCAUGGCUCUAGUUCGCGAUGAGUGCUUGUUGCCAUGCCGUGAUGCUCCAGAGCUUGGCUAUGCAAAGGAAUCCAGCAGUGAACAAUAUGUGCCUGAUGUGUUCUAUAAGGAUAUAGACAAGUUUGGGAACGAGAUCACUCAACUAGCUCGCCCACUUCCUGUUGAGUACCUAAUCAUAGAUAUUACUACUACGUUCCCUAAAGAUCCAGUUUACACAUUUUCUAUUUCUCAAAAUCCAUUCCCUAUUGAGAAUCGUGAUGUGCUGGGAGAAACUCAGGACUUUCACAGUCUGGCUACAUAUUUGUCUCAGAACACUUCCUCUGUGUUCCUUGACAUCAUCUCCGAUUUCCAUCUGCUUCUCUUCUUGGUCACCAACGAAGUGAUGCCUUUAAGGGAUAGCAUCAGCUUGUUGCUGGAGGCAGUAAGGACCCGGAAUGAAGAGCUUGCACAGACUUGGAAGAAAUCUGAGCAAUGGGCUACCAUCGAACAGCUUUGCAGCACAGUGGGUGUCCAGCUGCCUGGACUCCAAGAAUAUGGUGCUAUGGGUGGCUCGACGCAUGCAGCAACCUCUUCCAUGUGGGCCUGUCAGCACUGCACCUUCAUGAACCAACCAGGCACAGAUCACUGCGAGAUGUGUAGCCUCCCACGUAGCUAGGCCCCAUUUGGCUUAGCAUUCAGGGCGGCCAUUACAGACCAACUGGCAGAAAUACAGAGGCAGACCCUUAGCCAGCCGGGACUGUUCUUCCUUCUGGGAUGAUGCACCAUGAGGGUUGGGGCAGGAGGGGUGGGGGGAGUGACCCAUAUCAUGGGCACUCAGUGCCAUUCAGCAGGUGACAGCUUGCAGAUGGAACUGGAUAUUCAGUGGGAGAAUAUGGCACAGCCCCUCUGCCCAGUGCUGCUGCCUUGUCUUUUCUUUGCUCUCAGUAUUGUAGAAAGCCAGCCAGAGGUCAUGUUUCCCUUGAGCUGCAGUCACACAGGUGGCUCAUCAGCUCUGUGGGCACAUGGCAAUGUGGCCAUGCCCCCCUUUUAGCUUGCAUGCCACAAGCUUUCCCCAGCCUUAAGCCAGUCAGCGAGGCUAGGCAGCAGUGUUGAAGGGAUGACUUGGUUCCCUGGGCUAGCUUGCCUAAUAUUACUCUCUUGACAUGCUUUGCAUUUAGCCCCAGAGCCGCUGGGUCAUUGGUGCCUGAGUCACUUCAGUCCAGCCUCUUAAUUGCAGCUUCCAAACUGAGUGGCCUGAAAUGACAGAACAUACAGUGGCUUUAGUUUGGGGCUUAGCCUGGGGCUCUAUCUUGCCACUAGAGAGAAGAGAAAGCAUCCUUCUCAACAUGGUGGAGUGUCAACAGUUGGCUGUUGACCUACUUCUUGUCCUGCUCAGCCACAAUGACAGCAAAGAGAUAGAUCACCAACUGUCUCCUGGUGCUUCUCAUCUAGGGCUGGGCAACAGAAGAUCAUUCUUGCCCAAAUCAGGCAGUGGGGACCAGCUGGCUUCCUGAACUGGAAGCAGGCAGUAAUUUGGCAGCAUCGUUCUGGCUGUUUCAGGGUUGGACAGGCAGUUCACAAGCAGUUACUUGCCCCAGAUUUCCAUAUGCCAUCAUCCCUUUACAUUUAAAGCUGUUUCCUGGUACCUGUAGCUGUGAGCAGGCAAAGCUUGCAAGUACUUCCUCUUGCCUAUCAGUGACUUAAAUAGCAUCCCAGCAGGGAAAGCUAAAUGGGACAUUUGUGGCAUCUUGGAAUAAGCUUUUUCUUACUCCACCAUCAGCCAGGCAUAUUGCACUGCAAACUCUUGCCUCAAGAACACUAACCUACCUACUGUUCCCAUAACCACAUCUUAGAAGUACCCUCAGGCUCCUCCUUUCUUCGGAUGAGUGAGCUCCUCCAUCGCCAGCUGUCCAGAAAUGUGCUUUCGUUAUCCAAAACAUUUCCAGCAACUCUGCCAGCAGUGUUACGUUAGGGCACAUUUGGUUCCUCUUCUAGUGGUAUUUCUGCACUCAACUAGCCUGCUCAUUACCCAGGCAUAUAUCCAUCAAUUUCACUGUAGAGAAACAAGGCACUCAUCUGUUGGGUUAUGUGGACAGAGGGCAUCCCGUUUCAGACCUUAUACCAUUGUAUCUUUUUAGAUGCUCACCACAGCAACAUAUGCCUCCACCCCACCUACCGGUUUUCAUCAUGGGUCUGUAGGCCUGGCUCCCAGACAGCUGCCAUGAGUGAUGUGGUCUCUGCCUUUUCAUGGCAGGAAGUAUCCUGGGCUUUGUCUGUCGAGUGUUUGAAUCACCAUUUCAUCUGGCCCUUGUAACUGCUGAAAGGACAUACAACUCUCUUCUUUUCCUGGGUUUGUGUUUUGACUAAAUUCCUUGACCUCACUGGGCUGUAGCUGCUCUUGCUAUUCCUCUUCAUUCUAUUGGUUGCAGAGGUGUUUGGUUUGGACUGGAGUUGACUGAAUAACAGCCCUGCAAAUAAAAAUAUAUUAAAAGCA
This is a messenger RNA of Rhineura floridana, 3854 nucleotides long. RefSeq names its product NPL4 homolog, ubiquitin recognition factor (gene NPLOC4). The transcript has 17 exons. Gene Ontology annotation, biological process: ubiquitin-dependent protein catabolic process. The coding region runs from base 207 to 2036 and encodes 609 amino acids. Gene Ontology annotation, molecular function: ubiquitin protein ligase binding; ubiquitin binding. Lineage: Eukaryota; Metazoa; Chordata; Lepidosauria; Squamata; Rhineuridae. The record is from RefSeq and is a predicted model, not a curated record. Gene Ontology annotation, cellular component: nucleus.